GAAAGAGGGAGGAGAAUGCUCAUACCAGCUCUACCACUCCGCUAGGUGGCAGCACCGUAAUAAAAACACUCUCACUAUCUCAGUGGCACAUGCGCACAGGAUCCGACUGUCCGGAAAUGAAAAUAAAUUCAGUGACGGAAGAAGAAAGAUGGAGGCGGCAGUGUUCAUUCUGUCACUGGUGGACUGCUGUGCACUGAUUUUCCUCUCGGUCUACUUUAUUAUCACACUGUCUGAUCUAGAAUGUGACUACAUCAAUGCUAGAGCCUGCUGCUCCAAGCUCAACAAAUGGGUGAUUCCAGAGAUGGUUGGCCAGUGUCUUUCCACCAUGCUGAUGCUGGUCUCCAUGCACUGGUUCAUCUUCCUCCUCAACCUGCCUGUAGCAGUGUGGAACAUUUAUAGAUACGCAAAGGUUCCGAUGGGAAACAUGGGUGUGUUUGACCCCACUGAGAUCCACAACCGAGGUCAGCUCAAGUCCCACAUGAAGGAGGCCAUGAUCAAACUGGGUUACCACCUGCUCUGCUUCUUCAUUUAUCUGUACAGCAUGAUCCUGGCUCUGAUCAAUGACUGAAGCACCCAGCAAGCUCUCAGGCCCUCUCCAGGGAGUGCUGUGUCCCCCUCACAUCCUGCUCCUCUACUGUAUGCAUACAAUCUUUCAGAACAGCACAUCGCUGCAGUCUUAAAGAGUAUUGACUUUGAUCCAAUAUGUAUAUUUAAACAUUAACACUCCAGUACCAUCACAACAAAAUCUCCUCCAACUGCUGUGUUAUUGUGAUGUGGACUGUAAUUUAUUUGAUUCAACCUGUGUCUGCAGCAGUGAGUCAGUACAACAGC
Messenger RNA from Morone saxatilis (striped sea-bass), 831 nucleotides. It is a transcript of the gene cnih4, whose product is annotated as cornichon family AMPA receptor auxiliary protein 4. NCBI's taxonomy places the organism in Eukaryota, Metazoa, Chordata, Actinopteri, Moronidae. Gene Ontology annotation, biological process: endoplasmic reticulum to Golgi vesicle-mediated transport. The record is from RefSeq and is a predicted model, not a curated record. Gene Ontology annotation, cellular component: endoplasmic reticulum membrane; COPII-coated ER to Golgi transport vesicle.